UUAGAAUCAAUUUUUGGAGUUGCAUUAGCAGAAGAUACUUCAGAUAGAUUAAUGGAUUAUUUAAAUAAAUCAAUUGAAUAUUUAUUAAAUAACUCAUCAGAUGAAAGAGUAUUUAAUUCUGAUGUUUCAGAAGUUAAAGUCAAAACAUUAAUAGAGUUAAUCGAAAAUACAUUAAUUACAGAUUUUAGUCAAUGUAAAGAACCAUCAGUUAUUGCAUCAGUUUUCCUUUAUUAUUUCAGUAAAUUACCAACUUUACUUCUCAGUAAAAUUUCACCACAGUUAAUUCACUCAACAGAUAUCAAUCAUGAAGAGUAUCGUUUCAAUGUAGUUCAUUCACUUUUAUUCAUGUUACCAAAACAAAAUAGAAAUAUAUUGAAAAUAGUGUUACAAUUUUUAAAGAAAUAUUCAGAUUCGACUACCAACGAACAAGUAAUGGAUCAAAUCUACAAUAAAUUCUCUAGAGUUUUCAUGGAUGCUACCGUUGCUACUUAUGACCAAGCCUCUAAAGCUUUUAAAUUCCUCGUAUUAAAUAUUGAACAACUUGAAAGUAGACCACAAGAUAUCCAAUAUAUGGUUAAAGAUGGUGAAUCAAUUGUUAAAGCCGCUUCAUUUGACCGUUUAGUAGAGAAAUUAUUUGAUUUAUCUUAUGGAUUCAAAGAUGCUGACUAUAACUAUACAAUUUUCCAUACCUACGACUACUAUACUACAUCAGUUGGUCUUUUAGAUAAAUUUAUUUACUACUACCGUAUUUCUUUAACAUUAACACCAAAGCUUCAAAUGGAAAUGUCAAUUACAACCUUAUCAGUAGCAAUGUUUUGGAUGAAAAUUCAACAAAACCAAUUAAUCACCGAUUUAGCAUUCCUUCAAAAACUCAAAUCAUUCAUUGACCAAUUCCCACAAGUACCACCAUCUCACAACACUUAUUUCUCCUAUUUCCAAACACUCUUUAAACCAAAUAUCGAACCAUUAAAACCACUAUACGAACGUGGUAAUAGUUUUGUUGGUCCAAAUCUCCAACAAUCAAGCGCUGGUAAAAAGAAGAAUCAUCUCAUUGAAAAGAUGAUGAGUAAAAACAAGGAAAAUGGCAAUAUAGAUAUCGAUAUCUACACCCUUGGCGCCACAAUCAUUGCCCAACAAAUCACUUUAAUUGAUAAUGAAAUGUUAAUGGCAAUUCCACCAACCCAAUUUUUACAUGGUCAUUUCACUAAAUUACAUUUAUCACCUCAAUAUCACGAUAUGGUUUGCAAGUUUAAUGAAUGGGCUCGUUGGACAUCCGCUGAAAUUCUUUCAAAAGAAAAAUUGGUAGAUAGAGUUGCAUGUUUAUCAUUCUUUAUUGAUUUAGGUAAAAAUUGUGUAGAAAUGGGUAAUUAUAGUGCUGCCAAUGCUAUUCUUUGUGGUUUAAAUAACUCAGCUGUAUCUCGUCUUAAAUUAACUUGGGAAAAAAUAACAAAUAAAGUUAACCAAGAUUAUGACCGUUUGGAAUCACUUUUCGAUCUCAGUAUGAACUAUAAAAACUAUCGUGAAGAAAUUAAAACAACCAAAGCUAAAAUUAUUCCAUAUUUAGGAGUAUUCACCAAAGAUUUAAUUGCUAUCGAAGAAGGAAAUGAUACUUUUACUUCAAACAAAUUAAUCAAUACUGAAAAAUUCCGUUUACUAUAUGGCACAAUUAAAAGAAUUCAAUCUUAUCAACAACCAUUAUUCAAUAUCAAAGCUUCAGAACCAAUUAAAUUAUAUCUCAGAAAUAUUUCUCAAAAUUUAUUAGAUGAAAAAGAAUUACAUUCUAUUAGUUUAAGAUUAGAACCACGUCAAUCAAUCAGUAAUUAA
Dictyostelium purpureum is the source of this 1824-nucleotide messenger RNA. RefSeq lists its product as uncharacterized. Gene Ontology annotation, molecular function: guanyl-nucleotide exchange factor activity. The transcript has a single exon. Lineage: Eukaryota; Evosea; Eumycetozoa; Dictyosteliales; Dictyosteliaceae. Gene Ontology annotation, biological process: Ras protein signal transduction; positive regulation of GTPase activity. The annotation marks the transcript as partial. Gene Ontology annotation, cellular component: plasma membrane. The record is from RefSeq and is a predicted model, not a curated record.